CAUUAUAAUUUUUAAACAUUUUUUUUUUACAUUUUUAUUUUAUUUUUUUUUUGCUGCGACUUAUCAUGCAACUUGCAACACAAAGUUGCAUGACAAGUCAAAACACAUUCAUUUCCAUGGGUGUCGUCUUAAUCAAUUUUGCAGGCCAUGCAUGGGUCGAAUUCCGAACGAUUUUUCAUCCGAAAAUCGAAAACAUCGUUCGCUCAGUAAUCCGAUGGUGCCAUCAAUGAUUUCGAAAAUCGGCCGACCAAGCCAUAAAGUUCACCCCAUAUAACAGGUGAAAAUUCUGUUCCUUCCAGGUCACGGCUCAUGCGCAUAUUCUUUUUGGAAAAAUGAUCGUACGAUUUGACCAUCAU
Messenger RNA from Staurois parvus, 356 nucleotides. NCBI's taxonomy places the organism in Eukaryota, Metazoa, Chordata, Amphibia, Anura, Ranidae. The record is from the annotation of a GenBank genome assembly.